Molecule: messenger RNA, 1440 nt
Organism: Daphnia carinata
Lineage: Eukaryota; Metazoa; Arthropoda; Branchiopoda; Diplostraca; Daphniidae
Product: insulin-like growth factor-binding protein-related protein 1
Exons: 7
Coding region: 166-1131 (321 amino acids)
Biological process (GO): regulation of cell growth; regulation of signal transduction
Cellular component (GO): extracellular region
Molecular function (GO): insulin-like growth factor binding
Source: RefSeq, a predicted model, not a curated record
AGUGGCUGGAACCCAAUUUCCGUGGUUCAACAUCCUUCGCUUGAGAUCUCGCACGUCAGUCUACUUGAAGUAAUAAGGCGUGAGAGAAGCAGUUGAUUGCUAGUUGUCGUCCCUUGAUUGUGUAAACUUCAAUUUGACGUGGACGAUAUUCAUCAACAAUCCAUCAUGUGGAAAUUCGCUAUUAUCUUGGCCUUCGCUAUCGCAAUGAACAUUCCUGUCUAUGCCGAAGAAACGGCGGAUGAAAUCGAACAUGACGAGGCCAUGGGCGAGUGCGGAACUUGCCGGAAAGAGGAAUGCCCACCCGCGACGGACUGCCGAGCCGGUUUUGUUUUAGACAAAUGCGGAUGUUGCAACGUCUGCGGCCGCAUCGAAGGAGAAAAGUGCGAUAAUUACACUCUACCGCUACCGUACAAGGAUUACUACGGGUUUUGCGGCGACAAUAUGGCUUGCCUACUUCGCAAUGAUCUUGAAGACAUGGACAUUAACGAGGCGUUAUGCUACUGUAAAAAACCGGGGGCGGUAUGCGGGACGGACCUUCGGACCUACGCCUCCGUGUGCAAACUCCGUCAGGAGGCCAUCCAGCGAGGGGACGACGAUGUGACAGUCAAGGAAUGGGGACCCUGCGAAACUCAACCGAUCAUUUCGUCCGCGCCGGAAAAUGUGACGGCCAACAUUCACGACGAUUUGGCGUUGAGCUGCGAAGCCCGCGGCUACCCAAUACCUUCUCUCAUUUGGGAAUUUGAAUCGGCCGCCACCGGCAAGAAAACCAAAUUGCCCGGGGACGAUCAAAUGAUUGCUUUGCAAGUUCGAGGAGGACCCGAGCCUUACAUGAUCUCUUCGUGGAUUCAAAUUCUUCGUGUACGCUCAACUGAUGCUGGAAUCUUCAGCUGCACGGUGGUCAGCAAAAAGGGUAUCGUUCGUGCCGAGGGUACGGUCACCGUUGCCAAGCGUGUGAAAAUCAAGAACCAACCGAAAACUGCAGCGCCAACGACUCCUGUUCCAGCUCCUCUGCCCGUCUCAACCGCUGCCAGCUAUAAUAACGGACCAAGGUUGAAUUUUAAGAAGAGCAAUCCGGGCAUCAAUAAAAAUAGAUCGGCACGCAAACAACCCGUCUACGAGCCAUCAGGAUAACAACAAACAGUUUAACAAACAAGGAUAACCGUCAGCGAACGAUUCCUCGAGUUUGACAAAGUGGCAGCGUUCGAAAGCUUCGGAAUACUUAACGAAAAACUUUUUUUUUUUUUAACUAUAUAACCUUAUUAAUACAUUGAUUAGCUUUAUUUUUCCUACUUAAACGUUUCAAACGGCUUCUUAUUCCUCAGGAGAAAUUUCCAAUCAACUUUUACCAAUUUCAACAGUCAGAUGUUUCCCUCUUGAAUUUCUUGCCUCCUCCCAAAAAUGAAAUCGUCUAAUAAUCAUAUAAUAUACAUUUGUAUCUCA